Glycine soja is the source of this 2187-nucleotide messenger RNA. Its product is annotated as diphthine methyltransferase homolog. The transcript is spliced from 5 exons. Bases 1028 to 2062 code for a protein of 344 amino acids. The record is from RefSeq and is a predicted model, not a curated record. Gene Ontology annotation, molecular function: protein binding. Lineage: Eukaryota; Viridiplantae; Streptophyta; Magnoliopsida; Fabales; Fabaceae.
CGAAAUAUUAUAACAAAGUUGGGGAAUUUGUGCUUAUGAAGAUUUAUGCUUCUUGCGGGAAAAAGAUAGAGACUAGUUUCCCAAUAUAUUGCGAAGGAAAAGGGCAAAAAAAUAUAUACUGAAAGAAAAGAAGCAUGUGAUAUUCGAUGGGUUUGCUAUUCGCCAUAUAUUGCUAUUUCAAUUAUUUGGCAUGGGUUUGUUAUUCGUUGGUUCCAAUAUAUCAGAAAAUCUUUGCUAAUUGAUGGGUUUGCAAUUCAAGCCUUGCACUAUAAAUUGUAAUUUACUAAGGGAUUCCAAUAAAUGAUGUUAUUGUUGUGCGGUUGUGCCACGCGUGAGUCAGGGAAUUUGUGUAUUUGGGAAUGGCUAGUCCCAACCCAAGUACCAAACAAAUACUCUUUUGUUGACAGCUCACGGAUUAGAAUGUAUGAAAAGUGUUAAUAGGUCUUCCUGCCUCUGAAUCAAGGUUUUAAACUGUUUCCGCAGUUGUGAUUUGGUCACAAUCCUUGACAUUGCGUGAAACUGUGGACAAAUGCAGUUGCAAUUGCAAUCAUGGAGACUCUAACAAUCAUGAUGUUGUUUCCGAAAUCACCAUCCUUGACCAUUUUUUAAAACCUUACUUGGAUUUAAAAGCAUCAUAACAAGAUUCAGAACUGGGGCCACCCUACACCAGAAUCAGUAAUCACCUGUUUGUUUUUCUUCAGAUUUAGGGUUGACACUUUAGCGGCCACAUUUGUUCACACAUAAAUAGCAGUUUCUGCAAUGAGAACACACAUAGUUGCCUCGCACUAUUAAAGGUCUAUGCCUUAAUGGUUUGUAGAAUCUGUUCUGGAGAUAUGAGCAAGCCCACAGAAUCCAAAUUCUUCUUCUACUUUCACCUAAACCAAGCACUUGUUGAAGUAGCUUCCGAGCCCACUACUGAGAAGCCGAUUCUCGUUCUUGAUUAUUUUUUUGUUUUUCCUGUGGGUGUGCAUGGUUUACAUGUGAUGCAAAGUUGCUGUUAAGCUAGCUUGGCAAUCAUUUGGCUGGCAUGGACAUAGCACAUUGCUAUUUAAAGGGUAAUGCUGAUGCUGUGGAGUUUUGUCCACAUGAUCCCUACCAUAAUGUUUUAGCGGUAUCCACUUACACAUUACAAGAAGGUUCUCAGCCCUGUCGACAUGGAAGCAUUUCACUCUUCAAUGUUGAUGUGGAACCAGGUCACCUUGACAUGGUUUUUAGUGAGGAAACUGCUGGGAUUUUUGACAUAAAGUGGAAUCCACCUGGAGGGCAUGCAAGUCCUUUUCUAGCUCAAGCAGAUGCUGAUGGAUACUUGAGAAUUAAAAUGCUGGAGGGUUGCUGUAAUGGAGUGGAAGGGGUUAAUCUAAAGGAGAUCACAAAUGAAAAAAUCAGUAACUCUAUGUGCCUGUACCUGGAUUGGAACCCUUCAGCCACAUCCAUCACAGUGGGGCUUUCUGAUGGCUCUGUGUCUAUUGUUUCUUUUCUUGAAUCCAAACUGGAAAUUCAAGAAGAGUGGAAAGCUCAUGAUUAUGAACUUUGGACAACCUCCUUUGAUAUCCACCAACCAAAUUUGGUAUACACUGGCUCUGAUGAUUGUAAAUUCAGUUGUUGGGAUUUGCGAGAUAAACCUCCCAAUGUGGUAUUUCAGAUCUCUAAAGUCCACAAAAUGGGUGUUUGUUGCAUUGAGAAGAGUCCACAUGACCCAAAUACCUCGUUAACUGGCAGCUAUGAUGAAUUCCUAAGGGUAUGGGAUUUAAGAUCAAUCUCAAAACCCCUUAAUUCAAUUAACUUGGGGGGAGGAGUUUGGAGGGUUAAGCACCACCCCUUCAUUCCAGGCUUGGUUUUGGCUGCUUGUAUGCACAAUGGUUUUGCUAUUGUCGCCAUUAAAGGCGACAAUGCCGAAGUGUCGGAAACUUACAAGAAGCAUGAUUCUCUUGCCUAUGGAGCAGAUUGGCAGAAAGGAGAAGCAAAUCACAUAGGUGAGAAUACCAAACCACUGGUGGCUACUUGCUCAUUCUACGACAAACUUGUUCGAGUGUGGAGGCCAGGAAAUGAUUUUAUCUUGUAGAAUGUAGAUUGAUGCUUAACGUUAAGUCAUUAACCCACUUGAAAAUGUGAUACGUAGUUUAUUUAUUGAAUUAUGGUUGAAUUAUAUGACACUUUGAUUUACAGUUAAUCGUUUUUACUCACUCA